Molecule: messenger RNA, 3061 nt
Organism: Ctenopharyngodon idella (grass carp)
Lineage: Eukaryota; Metazoa; Chordata; Actinopteri; Cypriniformes; Xenocyprididae
Gene: prlhr2a
Product: prolactin releasing hormone receptor 2a
Exons: 3
Coding region: 157-1269 (370 amino acids)
Biological process (GO): G protein-coupled receptor signaling pathway
Cellular component (GO): plasma membrane; neuron projection
Molecular function (GO): neuropeptide binding; neuropeptide Y receptor activity
Source: RefSeq, a predicted model, not a curated record
GGGAAACACAACUCUCACGCUCUCACUCAGGUCCGGUAGCGCAUCUGAUGAUAAACGAGCGCGCGCGAGUCUGCUGUUUGAGAAUCUGUGCGUCUACGAGGGAAACAACUAAAUCGCAUCCCUGUUGCAAAAGGUCUCUGAAAGCAGUAUUCCAGGAUGGAUGGCAGUGGUGGUGAAUGGCUCAGCACUCCAGUGACCUCGUCUUGCUUGGAAAACGUUACAAUGGAAAAUUCCAGCUUGGGUCAAAUCUACGAAGUCAUGCUGCAGUCGACGAACACGACUAAGCGCAAUCCUCAGUUUGUUGGCGUGGAGCUCCUUCAGUCUUUUAAACCUCUCAUUAUCCCAUGCUACGCUCUUGUGGUCCUUGUGGGAGUUUUCGGGAACUAUCUGCUGCUUUACGUCAUCUGCCACACCAAAAAAAUGCACAACGUGACCAACUUCUUCAUCGGUAACCUGGCAUUUUCUGACAUGCUGAUGUGUGCCACCUGUGUGCCCUUUACCCUGGCAUAUGCUUUUAAUCCUCGCGGGUGGGUUUUUGGAAGAUUCAUGUGCUACCUGGUGUUUCUCAUUCAGCCUGUGACGGUGUACGUGUCAGUAUUCACACUGACAGCCAUUGGAGUGGACAGAUACUACGCCACAGUUCAUCCACUGAAGAAGCGCAUAUCAGUUCUGGCCUGCACGUACCUUCUCUCUGGGAUCUGGAUUCUGUCAUGUGGUUUGGUAGCUCCUGCUGUGGCCCACACGUACCAUGUGGAGUUCAAGGACGAAGGUUUCACCAUCUGCGAGGAGUUCUGGAUGGGUCAGGAGAGAGAGCGACUAGCCUAUGCUUACAGCACGCUCUUCAUCACCUAUGUUCUUCCACUGUCUGCUCUUUGCAUCUCCUACUUGUGCAUUUCGGUGAAGCUUCGCAAUUGUGUGGUGCCGGGUCAUCGUACCCAGAGCCAAGCGGAAGCCCAGAGGGCUCGGAAACGCAAGACGUUUCGCCUGGUGUCCUUGGUCGUUGCUGCUUUUGGGAUCUGCUGGCUGCCAAUAAGCGUCUUCAAUGUUCUUCGGGAUAUUGAUAUAGACCUGAUUGACAAGCGCUACUUCCUGUUGAUCCAGCUGUUGUGUCACUUGUGUGGAAUGAGUUCAUCUUGUUGUAACCCAUUUUUAUACGCAUGGCUGCAUGACCGUUUCAGGGCAGAAUUGCGAAAGAUGUUUACCUGCCAUAGACGGAUUGGCAUCGGGAUUCCUGCUAACAACUGUGCCACUGCUAGCGUGGUUCUCUGACAGAAAGUGAGCAGGUUGAGUUAGUUCAAAGACCACCAAGGCUAGCAGAACAAGAUUUUGGAAUGGAGAAAAUAUUCACAUCGGUCCUGGCCAUAAAUCUGCCAUCUGUAAAGUUCCUCCAUGUGCAUCUUGUUCUAGAUGAACACAGAUGGUCCUUUUGGGAAGUACAAGCCAUGUCUACUGAUGAGAAAGCUAUUGGAUUAAGCCACAAGAUUUGACCAUACUGUCUGUGAUUUGAAUUUGGAUUACUUAAAAAAAGGAAACAGGCUUUGGAUGUUGGUCUCAUUAGAGAGAAUGGUCCCUAAAAAAAACUAAAAAAGAAACAUUGAACUUCUGACACCCAACUUACAGAAAAGUAAACAAUUCAGCUCUAAAAGUGUAGUACAGCUUAUAUAAAUGCCUUUUCACUGCAUGUGUUUAUACAAGAUGGUAUUUUUUUCAGCCACAGAUAACAUAUAUAACAAGGACAGGGUCUAGAGAGGUAAAUAAUAUUGAAACUGUAUUGAUUAUUGAACUAAUUAGUUGUUUUUAAACCUUUUAAGCCUUUUAUGUUUUUUGUGCUUUUUUUUUUUUUUUGAGCACAAACUUAUUGUCUUUAUAUACAAAGCAAAAUUAGUCUGGGCAAACAAAAAGUUAUUUUCAUUUUGCAGGAAAUAAUAUGACUCUAUUGAUGUUGUAAUGUAAUUGAAAUUGUUUGUUAAUGAACCAAGAAUCCAGUAAGCUAUCUGCAUUUUCCUGAAGCAAACAAGGAAUAAAACUAAAAGUUCAGAGAGGUUUGAAAAAGUUUUGGGCAGUCUCACUUGUGAUUUUGACUGUACAAUUUUGUUCAUGUAAUGUGAAUGUUGCAUCAAUAAACUAUGUCUGGACUGGAGGUUGUUUCAUACUGAGAAUUCUCAGCAUGAUCACUAUCAUCACAUUGACGGAGAUAGGAAAAUGUAUAUUUUUAAGAGAAAAUAAAUCAUUAUACCAAGCAUUACUAUAGCUCACACUUAGGUUUAAUGAUUUGAACAAACCUCCAAAUAUUACAGUGUGCUAAAGACAUGAAUUAUACCCCAAAUCAUGCAGCUGGUCGAGGAGAGGUUUUCACAUGGUGAAUGAUAAACAUGAAAAAAUCCCAUACUGUAUACUUACUUUGUAGGAGCCGAGCCAAAUCUAGAGGUCAUGGAGACCUGCAUAAGCAUGGAGGUGUUUUUUUUUUUUUUUUUUACUCCCUUGUGAAAAAGAAGUACAUUUUAGCAUACUUUUAAAAGGUAUGGGUUUACUUAUUACAUAAGUAAUACACUCAAAAAGAAUAAGUUCAAGCUGAAUGUAAUUUACAAUGACAUAAAAUGUAUUAUACAGUUGCAAGAAAAAGCAAGUGAAAAAGUGUGUGGUUACCUGGAUGAUCUACGACUGUUUUUUUGUUUUGUGAUGGUUGUUCAUGAGUCCCUUGUUUGUUCUGAGCAGUUAAACUGAAAAUCAGAAAAAUUCUCCAGGUCCUGCAGAUUCUUCAGUUUUUUCGAGGAUUUUUUGCAUAUUUGAACCCUUUCCAGCAGUGACUGAAUGAUUUUGAGAUCCGUUUUUUCACACUGAAUAGCAGAGCUCAGUUUAACUGCUCAGAACAAACAAGGGGCUCAUGAACAACCAUCACAUAACAAAAAAAAAAAAAAAAAAAAAAACAGUCGUAGAUCAUCCAGGUAACCACACACAGUAUUAAGAAUCAAUGGUUCACAAACUUUUGAACUGGGUCAUUUUAAUAAAUUCAGCUAAUUUUUUGUCUUGUUGAUGAUAUGUAAACAUAUUUUAUGUAAAA